AUGGGUAUGCUGGGGCUGCACCACAGCUGCUCGCCCCCCACAGCACACCUCAGCCGGCCUAGAAGCAGCCUUAUCGCCCCGCCGGUCCACGCCGGUGCUUGCGCCGGCGUCGGGACCGGCGCGGCCUCGGCGUUCGCCGGCACGAGUGCCUGCCGCAGCAGCGCGCUUUCGCGGAACCACAGCCGGCGCUCGCUCCCUUGCGGCUUGGACAAGACAACCAUCGACAACAAGGGCGACCCCGGGUGCACGACCAUCAAGGUGGUGGGGCCCGGCCAGUCGGAUUGCCUGAUGCUGCUGGUCAACGGGCUCUUCUCUGAGGGAUACAAGGUGCUGUCCUCGUCUUACAGCAACAAUGAGGGCAUGGUCGAGUUCACUGUGCGCGUUACCGGCGAGAGCGGCGGCCAGCUGAGCGACGUGCAGGCCUUUGAGGUGCGCGAGCUGAUUGACCGGCUGGUGUCCACCACCAGCAUGAGUGUGAGGCCCGCCAUCUACGGCAUGGUGGCUGAGAGGGAGCUGCAGCGGCUGGCCAGCGCGGACAGCAGCAACGCGGCCAUGAGCGACGCGCUGGACCUGGAGCGCACCGCGACAGAGGUGGCGGUGGCGGCGGCGCGCUUUGCUGCCGCGGAGCGCAGGAUGGCGUCGGCGGCCUCCAAGGAGGACGACUCGAAAAUGGCCGCCGCGGAGAAGGCGAGGUCCGAGGCUGCGUCCAUUCUGGAGCGCUCCAUCGCGGCGAUUGAGGCGAUGAUCACGGGCAGGCGCAUCAUCAGCACCAAAGCCAACGCGCCCCCGGAGGAGCCCAAGACAGCGGCGGAGCGGCUCAAGGAGCAGAUGCUGGGCAAGACAGAGCCCCCUUCACAGCAGGUCGGCACCGGUCCUGGCGCGGGCAACGGCUAUGAGCUGCUGCUGCAGGGCUUCAACUGGGAGAGCCACAAGAGAUCGUACUACAAGGAGGUGGUGGCGCGCGCCAAGGAGUGGGCGGAGAUGGGCUUCACCAGCGUCUGGCUGCCGCCCCCCAGCGACAGCGUGUCGCCCCAGGGCUACCUGCCGCGCGACCUGUACCAGCUGGACAGUGCGUAUGGCAGCGAGGGUGAGCUGCGUGAGGCCAUCAACGCGCUGCACGAGGCCGGCCUCAAGGCCAUCGCGGACAUCGUCAUCAACCACAGGUGGAGGGGGGGGGCUUGGGCACCGAACUCCAGCAGCUGCGGCUGA
Monoraphidium neglectum is the source of this 1209-nucleotide messenger RNA. RefSeq lists its product as hypothetical. The record is from RefSeq and is a predicted model, not a curated record. Bases 1 to 1209 code for a protein of 402 amino acids. Gene Ontology annotation, biological process: carbohydrate metabolic process. NCBI's taxonomy places the organism in Eukaryota, Viridiplantae, Chlorophyta, Chlorophyceae, Sphaeropleales, Selenastraceae. The transcript is spliced from 11 exons.